CUUCAAACUGCCCUUCUCGUUUGUGUGAAUUGUUUAAGCCCAGUUCCACUGAAACGAGGUGGCAGACACUCGCGCACUGCAUACGGACGCGUAACACUCGUCGCAUGCUUUCUUUCAAGUUUCCUUAUUAUAGGCGACUGUGGAGUAAGAAACAGGCGUAAUGGCACAGGGUGAUAAUAAUUUCCUAACCAUCCCCUCGCAAAAUAGUAUUUUCAUGACAGUGAGGGCUGAGCGUUCAGUAGAAGGGAACAGCAAGCUCCUGGGCGAUGAAGAUGAGGAAGAAACGGAGGAUGACUUUCGGCUUAUACCAAGGUCCUCUCCCGUGCCCAGAAAGCGAGGACUUUCAAUUGCCGAUGAAACAGCGGAGUACAUGCGAAUUCGACUCGCGCUGCCCAGCAGAAGAGUGUCGUUUGUUGACAGCACAGGAGGCGACCUGGCUGCUGUCAGAAUGUUUGUACUGUUUGAUUCGGAUGAUGAUGACGACUCAAAAUGGGAGGAAGAGCAGGCGCUGAACCGAAAGGCAUACCGUGAGCUCACUUACCAGGUGUCGCCAGAUUUCCAUGAGCUCGCGGGAACGGAGCUCGACCUCUCCGUUCACACUAACAAGGUGGAGGUGGAGCGCGUGGCAUCUGUACCGGACGACCCUGUGUCUUUCGAGGUGCUGAUCCGGGUGCUCAAUAUUUCUUUUCACAAAUCAGUCUAUGUCCGGUCCACAAUGGACGGAUGGGUCAGUCACUUUGAUCAUCCAGCCGAGUACGUCGAGGGCUCCAACGAUGUUGAAACGGACUCAUUUUCAGUGAAGCUGUCUUUCGCUUCACCGUACCUGUUCAACGGAGCGCGAAUCGAUUUCGUUGUGCGAUAUGAGACGUCAGAUGGAGAGUUUUGGGCGAACAACUCCGGCAAGAAUUAUUCAGUGACUCUCAUUCAGUCAUAUGAGGAAGACACUGACCAGUACACCAAGGCGGCGAAUAUUGAGCUAAGAGGUAUCCUGAAGCCCCCAAGAUCGGACAUUGACUACGAUAACUCUUAUGACAAAGAUGAUGCACACUUGAGCAGCAAAGACUGUGAAUCAUUGGAUGUUCAGACUGCUUGUGCACAGCCGAUUAUAGUCCAGCCAGAGAUCGACAUUGAGACAGCCAUGAAUUUGUCCAGUUUUCCACAGUCCAUCAGGCAUUUCUUAACAACAGGAUGUCCUCCAUCCACUACAAAUAUUCCCUAUGGAGAACCACUUCUGCUAGAGUCAAUUUUGUCCAGUAAUUCACCACAAACAGAAGAGUCUGAAACAACGGGUGAAAUUAUUCAACAGUUAUCAGUACUUGACCAAAGAUCACAUAUAUAUCAACAGUUUUCUGAACCUCAAGAUCAAGUCUUAAGUCUAUAAUGUUGUCUCUUCAUUGUCUCCUAAUAUCCUUGUCUUCUUCAAUGAUGAGACAUCAGAGAAUGAUUUUGAGGAAUCUCUUAAAUCUGAACCUCAUCCACAUAAAGAUGAUUUCCAGUCUGAGAUUUCAUCACAAGUGACUUUUGAGUUUGGCCAAACCUCAAUUGCUGGGCUUCCGGGCAGAAGGUAUAAAAAUGUUAAAGGAGAAGAAAGAUGUUGAGGAAAUACAGUUAGAAAUCAAUGAGACAGAGGCAGACAUGCUGGAACAGCAAAUCAGAAAAUCGAGGAUGAACAGACAAACGCUUACUUUCAAAUGUUGGAUGAAGCAGUGUAGCCUCAUUCCUCAAUUAACAUUAAUAAUGAUGAUGCAACUGGUGGUACACUUCAAUCUCACUGUGGAUGCAGACAGUUACUCUGAGAGCUUACAGCACCCUCUGGGGGAAGCAUCUCAUGAACAGGAAUUACAAGUCAGCUCUAUGGUGAGAGCCGAGACCACAAAGGUGGUUGAAGUGAUGCUCACAAUGGAAAGCACCAGGAUGGGUGAUGAGGAAAUGGCUGGUUUGGUGGUUUUCUGUCUUGCAGUCACCAAUUCAGGUCCCAUAAGACUGGACAGAGAAACCCGGAAACCUUUCAACCUGAGCUAACCACAACACAACAUCAGAUAGACUUGAUCUGGAGGAGAGUGGGUUUGCCUCAGUCUUGCCUGAGGAUACAAACGGUAAACAAACCAUUACCAUGUCUACUCCAGACCAUCAAAAAAUAAACAGGAAAAGUCAGGACUGGUCAGCAUUUCUGGAAUGACAUUUAUAGCCUCUGAUUUCACCUUCAGUCUUCGUCAUUUAUAUGUUCUAUCCUCAACAGAAGAUGAUAUAACUUACCAUAAUUCUUUCCAGAGUGAUGAACUGACUGCUGUUACAAAGCAAACAUGUUAAGACUCAGAAACCCAGACACCACUGCUUAGAGAAAGCACAAACAUAUGUGAAAUAUCAAAGGGUCAGACCAAGGUAACUCUGGACAAGUCUCUGAUUGCCUCAUUCACUUUCUUCAGUGCUGUUGUCUGCAUUGCUGCUGGGAUUCAAGAGCCCAGCAUUUUCCUGUUUGUGGGAUUAUUCUUAUUGUCCCUCUGUUUCUGGUGUUUCUUUGUAGCUUUUCUUUCUCCUCCAUCCCUUACUCCUAAAAAGCCUUAAGACAUUACAUUCUUCUUUUCUCUAUUGUGCCUUGAUGAAUUCCAACAAUAAGUUUAAUAUAAACCAAGCUGGUGUUAUAUUUGUGUUUAUAUAAAUGUAAAUAGAGCAGUAGUAAUAGUUUUUGUGUUUUUGAAUUUAGUAGAUGAAGUCGUAUGCGGUUUUCCAGAAUCGGGCCAAAUGGUUCUCAUUGUGGAUCGGCACUGUUCCAGGCUUGUUGGCACAGUUAUGUUUUUUGUUUUCCACUGUAGUGCUGCAAAAACAAGAUCAGAAUGGACUGAUUGGGCACGUGAACAAUCGGGAGUCGCCACAUCACUACAUCCACCAAAGUAGUUGGACUUUACUAAACCGUGCUCAAGUGGAAAUGCUACUGGAACCAUUACUCACCAUGCUCAGAAGCGUUCGGCCCAAUGGCUUUGACCUAUUUUAUAACUUCCAGACUUCCAGCAUAUAAUUUCCAGUGGUUAUUAUAAAUAAAAAAUAAUAGUACGAGCAGACAAUGUGUGUUUUAGCUGAAUGACAUUACUAUAUUCAUUUUCAUUAUUUGUCAUUGGCAAUAUGGCUCAACUUUACUGUAAUUAUUUACACUCACCAAUAUUUUUGUCAGUUGUUUUUGUUUCUGUUGAGCAAAUCAUACUGCCCCUAAAAACAUGCAUUUGGUUUAUUUGAAACUUGGAUGACUUGAGGGUGAGCGUAAGUAGGUUUUAUGUUUGAAAUUAUGUAGACUGACAUGAGACUAAGCAAACAGCCCAAAGUGAUUGCUGAGAAAUUCAGAAAAGUUUAAACUUGUAAGAGUUUAAAACAAACAAUUAAAAUUAAGGGCUUACAAAUUAAAGGUGACAAAGUGUAAAUCUCUAUAGACAUUGGGCUUGUAUAUUAAUUUACUGGACUGCACUGUGAAACUGGCGUGUGUGACAUUGUAUAUGGAUAUGUAUAUGAUCUUUGUUUAACCUAGAUUACACAAAUAUUUUGCCUGUAAACCUAAAAUUAUAAGUUUUUAUUUUUUAAAUGUGUUACAUUUUUGGAUUAUUCAACAAUAACGUGGGUUAAAGAAACAU
This is a messenger RNA of Xyrauchen texanus (razorback sucker), 3620 nucleotides long. RefSeq names its product protein phosphatase 1 regulatory subunit 3A-like. The transcript is spliced from 4 exons. The record is from RefSeq and is a predicted model, not a curated record. Lineage: Eukaryota; Metazoa; Chordata; Actinopteri; Cypriniformes; Catostomidae. The coding region runs from base 161 to 1381 and encodes 406 amino acids. Gene Ontology annotation, molecular function: glycogen binding; protein phosphatase 1 binding. Gene Ontology annotation, biological process: regulation of glycogen biosynthetic process. Gene Ontology annotation, cellular component: protein phosphatase type 1 complex.